AUUGGUCCCCUGACUGCUCCUCACCCUCCAAUCAGUUUAGGAUAGAAUAAAGAAGGAGCUGAGUCAUCGACCAGUAAAGUGACUGUGAUGAAAUCACAAUAAAUGAUGGUGGUUUGAUGUCUUUUUGCAUCUCCACACAUCGCUCUGUCCGUCCUUCCUUUGCUUCCUGUCUGUGACUCCUCUCUCAGGCCUCGGCAGCAGCGACGAGGAGAACUCCGAUCGACCCGCCAUCACGCUGACGCUGUCGGCUGGACCCGAGCACGAGCUCCCGCGAGCCGACGACGGCAGCGACUGGUCGACGCUCACGGCGGAGAGCGGCGAGGACACGCCCACCUGGCACGAUGCCAUGGAGACGGAGGAGUGCGAGUUGGUGAGGUGUGUGUGCGAGGUGGACGAGGAGAAUGACUUCAUGAUCCAGUGCGAGUCGUGUCUGUGCUGGCAGCACGGGACCUGCAUGGGUCUGUAUGAACACAACGUGCCACACAACUACACCUGCUACUACUGCAGACACACGGCAGGCUGGAGGCGGGCCCAGCGCUUCUUGUCAGAACCUGAUUUGCUGAUAUCGGGUCACAUGUUCGGCCUCUCGUGCGUGAAGGAGAACUACUCGGAGACCAACGCCGCCACCAUCUCGCACACCAACAGCCUGCUGGCGCACACGCACGCCCUCAAUCAGGUCCUCAGCGGGCUGCAGCUCAAGAUCAGCCUGCUGGACACGCCGUCCCACCCGGACCUGCAGUUGUGGCGGUUGCCGUGGCGGCGGGAGGAGGGGUUGAGAGCGGCGGGCGGUCCGAGAGGUGAGCCGCCCGUCUGCUACGUCAGCAGCGAGCACUGCUACCAGAAGCCCGGUGCAUCGUGGGAAAAGGCGCAGGCUGCAGUGAAGCAGCAGCAGGAGGAGGAGAUUGACCUGAGGGGAAUAAAGCCCGAAGCCGUCGACCAGAAUCCGAAUGACGUCCCCACGGAUGCCAACGUCGCGGCACACACGGACCGACGCCAACACGCACGUGCCCAGACGUGCCCGGCGCCGGAGGCCGAGUGUCAGCUGAACCUGCUGGAGCACGUGGAGUCCCUUCACCACCAGAUCAGCGGCAGGAUGGAUGUGAUAGAGCGGGAGCUGGACGUCUUAGAGUCCUGGUUGGACCACUCGGGCGAGCUCGAGCCUCCGGACCCUUUGUCCCGCCUUCCACAGCUCAAACAGCGAAUCCGGCGGCUGCUGCGUGACUUGUGCACCGUGAGACACCUGUCGGUCUGGCGAUGACGCUCUCUGCUCCAGAAAAAAACAACAACCCAUUGACCUUUGAUUCUGCAAGUGUCUGCCAGCCAGACGGAGCAGAGCGACAAACGGACCGUUAGAGAGUGAGUCGUAGAGCGAGUUGACACUCCGGGUCUGGAGAGAGGAAACGGGGUGAGGACGGGUGUUGAUACCACAGGAAGCCACCCUCCCCGAAGGGGAAAAAGACUUAUGUUUUUAUGUAAGGUGAUUUUGUUGAUUUUUUUUAUUGGCCUGGUCGAAGUUAACGUGCAUCACUCUGACUGUUAGGGCGCAGCGUUAGCAUCAGACUGACUGUUCAUGUGCAGCGUUAGCAUCAGACUGACUGUUCAUGUGCAGGGUUAGCAUCAGACUGACUGUUCAUGUGCAGCGUUAGCAUCAGACUGACUGUUCAUGUGCAGCGUUCGCAUCAGACUGACUGUUCAUGUGCAGCGUUAGCAUCAGACUGACUGUUCAUGUGCAGCGUUAGCAUCAGACUGACUGUUCAUGUGCAGCGUUAGCAUCAGACUGACUGUUCAUGUGCAGCGUUAGCAUCAGACUGACUGUUCAUGUGCAGCGUUAGCAUCAGACUGACUGUUCAUGUGCAGCGUUAGCAUCAGACUGACUGUUCAUGUGCAGCGUUCGCAUCAGACUGACUGUUCAUGUGCACCGUUAGCAUCAGACUGUUAGCUUCUGCAAGUUUCUCAAUUCAGCCAUUUAGUUUUUAGAUUGGAACCGAGUAGAAAAGAGAGUUCAUUUUAAAGGUCCGGUUAUUGAAGCAGAAUUUAUUUGUGCACCUUUUGUGAAAGCUGAAUGACCACUAGCAUCAGAUCAAUGUCUGUUUGGAGAUUUUGGUUCAUUUCACUCAGCGCUGUUUGGUUUGCUUGUAAACAACACAAUAUUUGUACCCAUAGCGUGUCAUAAACAUCACUAACGUAGCUUAAAGAUAAUCAACGCUGGGACACAAACAUGGACUGUUUGUUUGGACUGUUCCAGCGUUUUGUCGCUGUCUGAUUUCAUUUAUUUUCUCUUUUAGAUGUUUGUUCAUCAGGUUGUUUUUAGUUAAUUUCCUCUUCUACUUCCUUUUCUAGAUUUGUGUUUAUUUUUUAUUCUUAAACGUCUCCUCACAUUACAGAGGACAAACGAUGAGCACGGAAGUUAACUUUUGACCUUUAUGUGUAACAAACAAUCUCCACAGGAGCAUUUAGUGUCCCAGAACUUUCAGCUUUCCACGGCAGUUUAAUCUCCACAUGCGCAUACAAAUACAUUACAGACAAAUAAAACAUAUGUAAAUAUGUCAAAGUAUAUGUUUCAUACAGUUGUAAAGGAAGCGAACUGUACAAAGCUGUAGAUUUAUUUUCAUAGGUGGGUGGGGAAGCGGGUUGGUUACCUUUUAGGAUCCCGAGAGUGUUUUGGUAGAAGAACAACGCAGAGCGUCAGUUUCCUCCAUACGGUGCGUUCAGGCGCCUCCUCUACAGCCGGCCGGGUCGUUUUAACCCAGACGUAAACACAGGGUUCUGUUUUGCUGAGUUUUGGAGGAGGAGCCUGAAGGCAACACAAGUUCAUGUGAAGUCAAAGGUCAAUCCUUUAUUUUCUGAAGAAAAACUCACACUUUGAUUUAAAUGUGUUCCCGUCUGUGUGGAUGUUCUCUGCCCCCCCUCAAAAUGCUCUGCCAACCAAACUGUAGAAUCUUUAUGAAUAUUAAAAGAAAGAACCAUUA
Molecule: messenger RNA, 2969 nt
Organism: Gasterosteus aculeatus aculeatus (three-spined stickleback)
Lineage: Eukaryota; Metazoa; Chordata; Actinopteri; Perciformes; Gasterosteidae
Product: PHD finger protein 20
Biological process (GO): regulation of transcription by RNA polymerase II
Cellular component (GO): NSL complex; nucleus
Source: RefSeq, a predicted model, not a curated record